AUGGCCACUGACUCUUGUCUUUCUAGGUCUUUCUUGUUCAAGAUAGAGCAUUCUGCUCUCUCACUCGGGGGCCUUCGGGUCCCCUCCCACUUUUUUGCCGGCGAGGGGUUUUUGUUCAGCUCUUGUCUUCCAUUCCAAAAAGAUCAAGAGCAACACAGGGCGAAACUGGGAUUCUGUUCAGCUCUUGUCUUCCCUUCCAAAAAGAACAAGAGUAACCCAGAUCAAGAGGAAUAUCUUUGA
Messenger RNA from Clonostachys byssicola, 240 nucleotides. Lineage: Eukaryota; Fungi; Ascomycota; Sordariomycetes; Hypocreales; Bionectriaceae. The record is from the annotation of a GenBank genome assembly.